Messenger RNA from Rhipicephalus sanguineus (brown dog tick), 13414 nucleotides. It is a transcript of the gene wge, whose product is annotated as BAH and coiled-coil domain-containing protein 1. NCBI's taxonomy places the organism in Eukaryota, Metazoa, Arthropoda, Arachnida, Ixodida, Ixodidae. The transcript has 31 exons. Gene Ontology annotation, molecular function: chromatin binding. The record is from RefSeq and is a predicted model, not a curated record. The coding region runs from base 312 to 7373 and encodes 2353 amino acids.
UCAGUUACUACGCCGUCGUCUCGCUGCCUGCAAUGCGCGAGUCCAUCCAUUUUUGCCUCUGAAAAAAAAGUGCUCUAAUAUUUAUGUUGUGGUUCUCGGCGUAUGUGUUGUGCUGUUCGCGUUUACGUGGGUGUUGCGGAUACGAUUCGGAUACUCGUGCAUCGGAUACACGCAUCAUCAGCCCCUAGACUCGCCGACACUGGUCCAAGGUGCAGUUGGGAGGUGAUGUGUUGUCGUCGAGCGGGGUCCGACGGAGCGCGGUGGGAGCGCGGCGUCCGGCGGCGGGGUCUGAUGCUUGCGCAAGCGAAGGCAUGGAGGGCCAGGCCCCGAGCCCCCUGGAAGCGCGCUUCGCCCCGGGGGCCCCCUGUCCGCUGCAACAGCACUACGCCAGGAUGCUCAUGCAGCAGCAGCAGCACGCGGUGCCCACAACCGCCGCCGGAGGCGCCGCCCUAUUCCCUUACCUGAGUGCACUGAGCAACAACGCAUCCAGCCCCGGAGGGAGCCCCCUGGGUCCCCUGGGAAGCUUCCGGGCUCCACAUACGUCGCCAAACAUGGCCGCCAUGCGCCAGUUCUGGCCCCCUACCCCUCCGCCCGAUAUGUCAACGUCUCCAGGCUACAGCCGCUAUGGAGGGAGCUACUACUCUCUAUUCCCACCGUUGAGUUCCCCACCAGACCCCUUUGGGCCCCCUGGAAGCCUGUUUCCCCGCCUGGCACACUCUGCUUCCCACUAUCCUUCACUUCUGGACCGAGAUGGUGGAUUUCUCUCACAAGGCCUGGGCUCGCCCCUUUCGCACUAUGCUUCGGCACUGUCACCUCUUGCCAGCUCUUCGCUGCUGUCACCACCCACAUCGAGCUCGACAGGCACGGAUCUGAGCCACCCUGGAAAGAUGCUUGAUGAGCCAAUCACACCCACGGCCCAUAGCCACGCCGACAGUCUGCUGACCACCGUAGCUCCACUCAACUCAUCCACACAGAGUGUCCGACCUUUGAGCAAGCCUCCAAAUGCGCACAUGAAGGACCGCUGCUCAGAGAAGUCUCGUUCGAAAAAGUCGUCCCAGAAAAGCACGAACAAAAGUGGCCCGACUGACCUGUCAAUGGGUGCCACUCAAGUGACCACUGGCCGAACAAAGACUGUCGAGAAGUGCUCGCACUGCACUUGUAAGCCACAGAACUGUGGCACCGUGACCAGUGCAUCGUGGUCUCGGGAAUUGUCGGACAAUGGUGGCAUGGCAGCCACGGCUGAGGGGGCCAGCUCACCACCGACAGAGCCUUCAGCAACUGCGGGGAUGUCACUGUGUUGCAUUCCAUCAGAUCAGGUGACAUCAACUGUUCCAUCCCCAUCGGCACAUCCGCCACCCCUGCUGUCACCAACGGGGCCUGCCGUUGUCAGCUCAUCGACUCCGGAUGUCAGUCUCACACCACCAACUCCCGAGGCGGCGGCGGACUCCCCGGUUUCCAACACACCUCCUCUGCAUUCUCCUCCCCAAGCUUCUCCCCUUCGCAACCUUUCCCCCAUGCCCGAACCCGCGCCAGAAUUGGCUACGAGCUUGCAAAAGGACACUAGUGUUUUCACUCGAGGAGAUUGCAGCUCAACGACAGACGAGUGCCGUGCCAUCGCUGCUGUGGCACCCGUGACGCCCGUCAGUUGCGUGACACCCGUGAGUUCCGUGGUCCCCGUCGUAAGUGUCGUCACGCCUGUGAAUACUGUCUCGCCAGUCAAAACUGUCAUUUCCCCCGUCAGCACCGUCGCACCUGUCAAUACCGUUACACCCGUUGUCAGUACCGUCACGUCCAUCAAUAAUGUCACACCCAUCCCUACCGCUGCAACGGCUGCCGUCAACACUGCGGCAGUGAGUUGCACGUCCACAUCAGCCAGUGCCUCCGUCACGUCUACCCCGGUCAAUCACGUCGUGCCCAUGGCGCCCGUCAACCCCGUGGUUGCCGUUGUCCCACGAUUACCGUCACCCAAGGAGGAAAAAGAAGAGAUGCGACCAGAGUGCCGUUAUGCUACGGCAGUUGCCAAGCGGGAGCCAGUGGAUCUGGAGCAACGUGCGACGGGCCCCGCCCUUGUGCCUCUGGGCAAGAAUGCGGUCAUGCUUUCGGUGCAGCAGACAAAAGUGGUCUCGCAGACAAGGCUCCGCGGUGGCAGCAAGAGCAAUGGGCUUGCUGUGGGCAUGGCCAAGGCCUCUGCCAAGACCACGUCGGUUUUCUCCACACCUCUCGGCUCGGGCACAGGUUCACCUAAGGUGCAAGAAGUGGCUCCAGUCAAUCUCAAGAUUUCCAAGUCGUGCGAGGCCGUCCUCCAGAAGCCCGACGGAGCCACCUCUACGGGAAUCCCGACUUGCGUGGCAGUGGCAACGCGACGGCCGCAGGAGGCUGGUGGCAGCAAGAUUGUGGUGGAGGAGAAGUGCGACACCACGGUGUCGGUGGUUCCUGCUCUGAGUGUGCUCAACGCCUCCAGCCAGCCGAUCCCUGUGGGCAUCGCUGUGGCACAGCAGCGCCAAGACCACACCAUCACAUGCAGCAAGACAAGCUUGUCGUCAAGUGCAGCAGAGCAGAGUCACAUAACAGCAGUGAGCUGCUCGACGGUCAUCUUGGCAGCAGGCGGUUCAGACAGAGGACCACGUCUCUGUGAGUCGAGGCAAGGACCAGCUGCCCACCAAGGAAUGGCCGAGACGACGACGACAUGCCUCGUCACUGCUGGCCCUGUACCAGCGCACACCACGUGGGACUCUCAUUCUGAUGCUCUGGCAAUUCGGCCAGCUGCGGCUGCACUGCCAUGGUUGACGACACCAGCGCCGCCUGUGGUGACCACGCCCACCAUCUGGCUCCCGCAAGAGGCCACUCCGCCACCACUCGCAUCACCUGGUGGUUUCCAGCUGGCACGGGACGCUCUUACCGGGCAGUUGUACCUCGUCCCAGCAGCACCGACAAGCUGGACACUCUCCGGUGCUGCCACAGCCAGCCCCGUACAGCAAAUCCUGACCACUCAGCAGCACACCACCUUCCAGCAGAUCAUGCCAGACCAGUGGAGAAGCGAGCUGAAACCCACUGCAACGGUUUUUGAGGCAGUGCCCCCAAAGCUUGAGAUUCUGGAGGCGGCGAAGGACCUGUCGACAGGAGCGGCAUUUGCGUAUUCCACGAUGCCGACUGCGGUGGCGACUCCGCCGACCCCCUCUGUGGUGUCCUACCUGUACGACCCGUCUGCAGUGGUCCAGCAGCUGACUCAAGUGGCUGGCACCACGUCCGUGGUGGCUGCCCUGGCCUCUGGAAAGGUCUCCCAGGGCACGUCUCCCCUGGUGACGACCAGCAGCCCCUCGUUGCCACCACAACCCUUGGUUGAGCAGGGGGUGCAAGCGUGUGACACUGACAAUGCAACCGAGGAGAGUGACGAUGACACACUGCGACCAACGCCUGUCCUGCCCUGUGUCAAGCCAGGGUCUGCAGUGACUUCGGUCACAACAGCAAUCCAGGUGGAUAUGGACUGCCAAACGACGUCGGAUGACAAUGAGCCAGAUGAACCAAUGCCCGUUGCCGUGCAGACGACAGACUCUGCCAACCAGACGGACGACUUGCCACAGCAGACAGCACAGCCACAUGUGGAGCCGGAGGAGCACGAUCCUGGCGUUCGCACUCCGCUAUUUACUCCUCCGCGAGUAAAGGUUCAGGACACGUCAGAUAGCGAGAUAGACGACUCCAUACCGGUGCUUCUCACUCAGACUUCGGGUGUCCAGGAGUUCAUCGACCACCAUGGACUGGAUCUGUUGGUCGACAGCAUCGAAGAGUUUGCGGCCAACCAAGAAGCUGCGGCAGAAAGCAUGCCACGACUGGAGAAAUCCGAGACUUCUCGAGAUUCGGUUGGAGAGGCAGCAGUGUCGCCAGAGAAGGGCAGUCCACCGGCGCUAACCGCACAGUCACCCUCUUCUCGUCCAGAAGAAUGGUUUGCCCGUCGAAGCUUCAGCCCAGGCCCAUCAUCCAAAACUGCACCGCAAAGUCCACCAUCUCCACCCCUCCUUGAGGCAAACCUCGACUCUCCAAACAAUUCUAAGAUCUCACUGUUUGACUCGCUCAAGAUUGUCACAGACUCGACAGAUUCUUUCGAAGACAAAGACAGUUCAGGGGAAAUGGCUGUUCAGCGAUCCACCUUUGCACAGUCGAAGACGAGUUGUGACUCGGAGCGGUCGUUUGCAGAGGCAAAUACUUUCAGCACGUUAGUGACUGAGAACGCAGCUUUCCCGAGAAAACUCGCACCAUCAUCGCCUUGUAAAACAGACGUCACGAAGGACUUCUCGAGUGACCACUUGACUUUUGUCUUUAAAGGUUCUCAAACAGCAGAGAAUGGGUAUGGUGGAUUUGAAAGAAGCUCAAAAGAUUUUUCCCAGGCAAAACCUCCGUUCCAGUGGCACGAUGUUUCAAAGGAGCAGGCUGAAGUUGUGGCCAGUGACGCUAGUUUAGUGGCAGGAUCUGCCGCCGCAACAUUUGAUGCAUCGUGUACAGAUGGCUUGGGCCUUUUGUGCGCGCUUGCUGAACAGAGGUUCUUGGAAGAGGCAAGGAAGUCCUCCGAGGUCGCGGAGCUGCCAGUGGAAGACGAAAAGCCAAGUCCUGUCAAAACAGCUCCCGCAGAUGAAGUGCCACCUUCUGAAGAUGGUGGGAAGCUGUCGGCUGCCGAAUCCUUGGAACAAGUGGAACGAGAAAUGCGCAUCCAACUGGCAGAGCUGCAGCGCAAGUAUCGCGAAAAGCAGCGGGAACUGGCAAAACUGCAGCCUCGAAAGGACAAGGAAUGUGAUCAGGAAAAAAGUUCAGCGCACAAGAAGGCAUCGUCCGCAUCCACAUCUCAUCAGAGGAAGCGCCGUCACUCUUCUACAACUCGGCCGUUGUCGCCAUUUGAUGCGUUGAAGCAGAGCACCGAUGCAAAGGAGGUUGUCGCAGACAAGAAGGCCGAUGCAGCUGCUUCGAGCAAGGAGCUGGUGAAGUCGUCGUGUCACGAGACAACCACCAAGAAAGCAGCAGAAAAGAGUACAGUGUCAGCAGCAUCUAAAGACGUUGAAGGCAAGAGACCUCAGCCAUGCGUGCCAGUUUUAACAAUCAAAAUUGGCUCAGAGCCAUACCAGGCUUUGACUGAACCAGAAGCCAAAGCGGGGACAUCAGAACCAAAAGGAGCAGCUGCACCUGGCUCACCCUCAAAACAGCGACGGAAAUCUUGCCCCGAGCCAAGCAAGCCGUCAUAUGCAGUCUGCUCUUCGAAGCACCCGAAUGCAACAAAGGCGAAAGAGAAGCAAGACAAACCAGCCAAAUCAGCAGCAGAGCCCCAGCAGCAAACGAAGAAGUCAAGUCACAAAGCAAGUUCAAAGAACAAGGAGUCCAGUUCUGGAUCAAAACCAGAAGACGACAUCUGGUGCGUGCGCCGCAGCGAACGCAUAUUUCUUUUGGAUGCUGGGGUGGUUAAGUCAUCGUCACUGUCCAGCCCACCCGAACGUCAGGAAGCCAGCACCUCUGGCACAUCGCAGCGUGCAAAGCCCGAAAAGGCGAAUGCCACUACACCCUCCACUUCCAAAGCUCAGCCACACACUUCUGGCAAGGCCACAACUAGUGCAGCCGGCUCCUCCUAUGCCCCCUCGGAAUGCGCUUCUGAACCGUCGAGAACUGCUUCUUGCUCCUCUGCUUCCACUGUGCGUCGAAGGCAGAAAUUGGUCUCGGUGCUGCGGAAGUGCUCACGAGCAGUUGGGGUGACACCAAACGACACCGACUCUGAUGACCAGGGGAGUGAUUCAACUGAAAACGUGCCCCUCAGCCGCCUCUCAGCAGCUGCAAAAAACAAUUCGGAUCAACCACAGCAAUGCUACCUGCUGCCAGAGGAUCUUCACGACCUCACACGUGUUGUGAUGCUGGAGGAUGGCCUUUUCUAUACGGGCUACAUCAACGAAAUUCAGGCACCAGACGUCUACGGCAUCACACUGGAUGGCGAGCGAGGCAACAGACCACACAUAUUUUCUCGCGAAGAGAUCCUGAAAGCAGCGGUGCGUGAAGUGAAGCCACGCUCGCUGAAGGAAGUGCCCGAGGGGCGCCGUGUCUGUGCCUACUGGAGCCAACAAUAUCGUUGCCUCUACCCUGGUCUGGUUGCCAAAGCCACCAGUCCAAACCCUUCUCCAAGCAAUUCCCUUGUCUAUGUGGAAUUUGAUGAUGGUGAUUCUGGAAAGAUUCCCAUAGAAGAUGUCCGAUUGCUGCCGCAGGACUUUCAUCCCAUUGCUGGAGACCCGCAUCCAUCUCUUGUCCUGAACAAAAAGCGCAGCCGGAAUACAGAGAAUGGGCAGGAAGCCUCCACAUCCAAUCAGCAGAAUCCACAGAGGGUCCGAAAGAGAAAGAAGCCCAAAACCAAAAAAACACAAGGAACACCUUCGAGCGACGAGUCUGAUUCGGACAGUGGCGAAGUCUUCGAUGCAGCCGAUGGACCGAGUACAUCGAAAAAGCGGCGGCGGGAGCACAAGCACCGCCGGCAUCACAAACACCAUCGCUGUCAUCACCGGCAUAAACAUCACAAACGACACCGGGAACAUUCCACGGACGCUGCCGACCAGAAGGGCACUAGCAGCAAGGCUACUCGCCGAGACAGUGGGGCCACAACCACAUCCACCUGUUCCUCGGAGCCUUCGACCUCUGGAUGCUCCCUGUACUCGGCGGGGCCCAGUGGCUUGGGAAACAAGUCCGGGCUGAAAGUUCGCAUCCGGACUUCAUCCACAGAAAUGCAGCAGGCAGAUGCGGAGAGCAGCGAUGAUGCCUCGGAAGAUAGCAGUUCAUCAGAUGAGGCUGUGAGCGUGGCUUCUAAAAGAGGUCCCGCCAAGCGAAAAGGACGCCUCCCCUCGGUGGAGAAAAGCAAAAUCGCGGCAUUCUUGCCGAUGCGACAGCUGUGGCGAUGGUCGGGCACAGGCUCCCAACGGCCGGGGCUGAACGGGAAGGCCAGGAAGGAGUUUUACAGCACCAUCUACAGGGGCAGGGAAUCCAUUCGGGUUGGUGACUGUGCGGUGUUCCUGUCGACGGGACGGCCCAACCUGCCAUACAUUGGCCGCAUCGAAGCCAUGUGGGAAGGCUGGAAUGGAAACAUGGUGGUCCGCGUCAAGUGGUUCUACCACCCGGAGGAGACCAAGGGACUCGCAAGGCGUCUCAGACACCCCAAGGGUGCGCUGUUUGAUUCUCCGCACCGGGACCAGAAUGAUGUGCAGACCAUUUCUCACAAAUGCGAGGUCCUUCCCUGGGACGAGUACCGGGCGAUCCGCGGGCUGCGCAGCGAUGAAUCCUGCGCCGAUGUCUACUACCUCGCUGGAUGCUACAACCCCUACGACAACACCAUCUCAAUUAAGCCCUCAUUGACACUGUGAUUAUGUCAGUAGACUGCAAUCUCGUCUGGCGAAAGCCACAGGCAGGGUGUGGGCCAUCUUGUGGCUUCCUCCGCAGUGUUUUUAACCUGUCAGCAAAUAAAUUAUAUACAGAAGCAGUGGUCGCAAAAUUUAAUUACGACAUAAUCUAACAUGGCCAGGGCGGUGCAUUACUAAAUACGCAGCUUUAUUUCUCACUUGUUAUUAGGAUAUUUGGAGACAGACAUUUCAACAUGCUGGCAACUGUUUAUGCUUCAUUUGGCAUACAUUGUCAUAGCAAAUCAUAGACCAUGUAGUUACCUUCUGAAAACUGUCUCCUUGCUGCAUAGUCAUUGUAGUGUCUUUAUUCUUUACACAGUGUUUAUAUAGUAGGCGGGCCAAAUCCCACUAGUUGAUGUAGAGAAGCUCCCUGUCAGAAAACACGUGUAAUUCUGGCCUGAAUAUAGGAUUGUUUAAGCACACCACACGCACAUGCCAGUAUUUCCGGGAACUAAAGCUUCUGCGCAUCAACUAGUGGAAUUUGUCUUUGCGUUUCUGUUUCGAAAUUCCUUGUUGUCAUAAUCUGCACGCUGUUGAGGUGUUUGGCACAGAGUUGCCAUCAGCUGGCAAAAUGGUUUAGUGACUCGUGGUUGCCGAGGUCACGUGGCGGGCACCUUUGACACAAGAGGGCAUAUCAGAAGAUGUCAGGGGCCAGUGUUGAUAGCAGGGCGGGCUGUCUUCCAAAGACGGGGAGGAAUUAUUAGGGGUGUGAGAGCUGUCUCCGUUUCUUGCUUUCACGUUUGUAUUUUGUUGUCGGUUCUUGCAUGAACUUGCGUAUUGUUUCGUUUAAUUUACGUUUCUCCUAUUGUGAUGGGCUUGAAGAAGAUUACGCGAGAGGAGUUUAUGAUGCCUCCUCUUGGUUUACGGACAGGUUUACGGACAGGAGCGGGUGUCCAUGUGAAAUGUGUACAGCUGUUUGUACUAUACUCUCUCGUCUCAUGCGUGCACCAACACAACAUUGCCCGGUGUGUCUUCUUUAUUUACUUUUUUUGUUCCGACAAGACUGCGCAGACGGCCUCCAAGAAUGAGAGCUGAAGAUGCUAAUGCUACUGAGGUGGCAAGUCCUGCCAGAUGUAAACGCAUCUUUGUACAUCUGAGGUAUUGUUUCGAAGGCAUGCAGAAAGAGAGCCACCUUAAGGGCUUGUAGCUCAUUUAGGCACGUAGUGUACGUUGCUUAAAUAAAUAUGCCUUGUUUAGGUUGUAAACUACUACUCAACAGGUACAGGAUUCUCAAAUGAUGACCUUUGGAAAUGCAGUCGCUUUCGUGAAAUUUUGUGUGACUUGGCAGCACUGUGCCAAGCUUGCUACCUUCGCAUAGUGCAAAGAACACUGUUGGCUGCAUAACUUCACUGUGUCCAUUGCUGUGCAAGAUUUUGUGAGGGUGAUUGUAUCCCCAAAAGUCAUCGCUCAGGCCUGUCUUUUUCGUUAGAGCACCAGAUGUCGUUAUAGAUGCAGAAAGGGUAUCUACUCAUAACACAUGCCCACUGUUAUGUAUAUUAUUAUUGGUGCACUUAUAGAAAGAAUUUCGAAAGCAGCAAUUUGAUUUUACGUUCCUUAUUUCUGCAGUGAAGCCUUACGGAGCUUUAGAAGAAUGUCUGCUGCAGGGGUUCUUGGGGGCUGUCUUAUGCGGGCUUGUACGUUUAUCUUUCUCCACUGUGCACUUGUUAUCGCUCAUUUUCCUCUGGCACGCAGCUGUGUAACCUCUGUAGUGGCAUCUUGAACACAAUGGCAUGCCUCACCCCUCCGUCUCUAUGCAUUUUCCCCACCCUCACAUGUCGGAAGCGCGCUUGAUUGGGAGGUGUCCACAAAACACCACGUCUGUGAAACUUGUUCUCCCGCGUCAAAGUUCUUCGCUGUUUGUAAAACAAAGCCGCACGCCCACUGUUUGAGCUGCGGCGCGCUGUUAUCCGUCGUUCACUCUUGCGACGGGUGCAAGCGCACAUUUUUUGUGUAUCGCUGUCGUGGUCGAUAAUCAUAGCUGAAGUCAUCACAUCACCGCGUACAUUUUGUGCAUUUCACCCACCUCAGAAAGCUAGUGUUUCUUUUGCUUUUUGUCCGCAUUGCACUGUAUUUUCGAGCUGCUUCGAAAUCACUUGUUUGGAACUGCUGCAUUGAGCUAUCAGCUGGAGUGGAUAGUGACCAGAGUUUUGGUCCUAAUGCACUGAUUGCUUGUCACUGCGAGAGUCUUUUGAGAUUGCAUUGCUCCAAGGCAAGGAGGAAAGGGCACUUCGUAGUGCACACUGAUGUUGAUAGUUCUGUACUGGGCAGCUGGCCACAGGUAGACAGGGUGUUUUUUUUUUUUGAGUACAUGCCUACAGUGCGUAUGAGGCCAGUGAUUUCAUGCACAAGUCACGAAUGCACAACAAUUACUGCUGUCAUCACAUGAUAGAAACUGAGUAUGAGAGAUAGUCAUCUGCUUUGACUGCACAUUGAACAAACUACCGUGGCCAGCAGCUGGUGACAAGCGCCUCGAUUGUCAUCCGUUCUUGCACGAAGCUGGAUCUCUCAGCAGUGAUAAGCACGUCUCUGUGGUGCUGAGACUGAAAGGUUUCGAUCUGAAGCUGGCAAGGAACAGCUGCUGGUUCAUUGUAAGUGAACACUUGUUAGCUGGCUCAAUCCUAGAACAACUUUAGUAACUUGUCAUCUCUGUGGUGCUUGUGGCAGCAUGUACACUCAGCGAGCUUAUCAGUGUUUACUCAAGUUUGCACCAUGAGAAAGAAAAAAAGAAAGCUGCUCUACUCAUACACACAACGCUGAAAAGCAACACGCAAACACACAAAAACCCGGUGUCACCCACUCACGUGAAACAUGAAGCUAAUGACAAUUUUUUUUUGUGUGGUUUUGCGACAUUUAAAGAAAAGAAUGUCUCGUCAGUCAUUUUACAGAGCAUUUCUUCUGUGCAGUUCACAGAAAAAGUGUGCUCAAAGCUUUACUGGCUUUGGAUUAUCAGGGUUUCACAGUGCUUCAUAUCUCAGUAGGGCAUGUUGUCAUAGGGUUGAGUCAGCACUACACGCUUGUGCCAUGAAAGUGUUUGCCACUGUUUAAUGGGUUCGUGGAUGGUUGAGGUGGUUUUUCUGCAACUACAACUGUAGGCUGCUGCCUAUAUUUGUGGCACAAAAUCACAAUUUACAAACCCAGCCAGCCUUUUUUAUCGCAAUUAGCAGGUCUGGGACCUGGCUUAAAAUUUACGGCAGCUAGUCUGUGAGACACCGGUGCUGAAAGAUGUUUUUAUCGUUUGUUGUUAAGGCCAGGCUGCCCACGAGGGUGUUGGCGGUGCACAGUUUAUGGGAAUGGGGAAGGCUGCUUCCAGAAGAGUGUUGCUUUUGUGCACAUCGCGAGUUUUGGCUCGACAGCAAGUGCAGACGACGAGCAGUUGAAGAUGCGCGCAGUCCAUGUGCUUCACUGUACAGUGCAAAAGGGGCAAUUUUUGAACGAGCUGGUCUUUGCGAGGGACGCUAGUGUAGAGUGGGUUGCAUUACCGUAAUCAAAUCUGGCUUUCACUGUGGACACAUGAUUUUUAAGGGAGCCAUGAAAACAGCACACGAUUUUCCUGCAGAUAGAAUCAAACAUUAUGGAAACUGAAGCUGCCGGCUGCACUUCACCUGCAUGACAAUUACGGUGUUCCUGUCAAAGCCAGUCUGUGUGUUGAUGCUAUAAACGUGACUGAUAUGCAUUCCAUUAGGCUGUUGCCAUGUGACAACCAGUUAGAACUUGGCCCCCAGUUACAUUAUGAACCUUGCACAGCAGGAAAACGAGGCCAGGCUAACGCCAGGAAUAAGGUCCCAAUGGAUGCAGAUGUAAAGCAUCGGAGGAAGCUCUCGUUGCACACACAAUUGCCUACAUUUUUAACAGACUUACCGUACAGUGAUCUGCGCUACUUAUUUUUAACAAAUUUGAGAGUAGGUUCGGCACUUACUGCUGCAUCGCUUGCUUAAAUUUCACAACAUAAUUGCACAAUUCGUUUAACGACAUUCAAUAAACACUUGCCAUUGUUAUUUGGCUGGCUUCUCUGUAGGCACUGGAAGCAGACCGUUCCUCUGCUUCCAUUUGCUUCUUUGAUGGUGAGGCGUUCAUGGUGUCUGGCACAUUGUUGAUUGAGUGUCUCGUUGAUCAGCACAAAUUCUGCAUUGCCUUAUUGCAAUAUUCGAGUAAAAAGUGAAACAACAACACAUGUGCAAAUUUUCUUUAUAAAAUGGAUCAGACUGGUUACUGUACUGAGUGCUUAGUACUUUUAUGUACAGUUUAAUUUUAAAGUUCACUGUUGAUGUUCCCGACAGAUCUGCUGUUGAGCUGCACACAAGAAUAGGAAAAGCUCAAGCAUGGCAUUUGUGAAACAUGUUGCCAAGUGCAAGAAGAGGUAAUGUUUUUUUGGUUAGUAUAGAACAAGCCCCCAGGUUUUUCUGAGGAGCAUAGCAGCAGAAAUGUUACCAGCUACAAAACCGUUAGAAGAAUGUUCAGUGUGGCAUAUUCAGCCUCUAUGGUUGCAAGGCAAUGCAGUGUGCACCGAGUACUUUCCAAUCUCUGAAAAGCGGGCAACUUGUAGAGCAUUCUUCUGGAAGCAGUCUUCCUCCUGAAACACGCGGGUUCACAAGUGCUUGUCAGAUUUAACUGAAGUGUUGAGACGGGGUGCAAGAGUUUGGUGGCAGAGUUUCGACUGCAGCUCCGGAGAGAGCGCUUUAUUUUUGUAGGUGCGACGGUUGGCAUGGCCCGGGAAGGGGCUUUGGUUUUUGUACAUAGGCAAGUUGUCAUCUGCUAUCAUAUUCUGCAGUUGUGUUGCUUCACAUAUUUCUCUUGCCCUGUUCUGCUAGCAGGAAUGAAAACUGACUGUGAUUUUCACUCGUUGAAAAAAAGUGGGAUUUGUUGAACGACGGUGGCUAGGAUGCUCCUCUCUCCCUCUUUCUGUCCCUUGGAAACUUCUUUCAAGUCUUGACUGACAAGAGAACUUCAUAACGGAAGUUUGCAAAAGUGAUCGCUACAAAGUCUGUUGUAAGUCUGUUGUGCCAUACGUAUGUUCUGGGUACUGUUUGGGUGGCAAGAAGUGUUGCAUAGCGUUCCUUGUUGUUCUGAGUUUUCAUUUGUGCUUCACCCAAGAACGGCUCUUGUUUGCUGCAGCCGCGAGUUCUCCCCGUGCAGUUUAAAAAUGCGUACGCUUGUCAUUUUGUGUGCGUUGGUGCAAUGCUCAGUUUGCCGAGUCUUCUUUUUGCUAUUGGCUGUCUGUUCUGAGGAAGUUUCAUGUUGUCGCUGCUCUGCUUACAAUUUUACACCGAUUCCCACUUGACUCUCAAAUGACCACUUGGAAUGAUCAGUUCAUUCGUAUUAUUUCUACACUUUAUGAUUAACGAAGUUCUUGUUCACGUCUUGGCCGCCUUCUAAUUGUGAGGGUAGCUUAUGUCAUUGUUUCCAGCACGCUAACGAACCACCUUGGACAGGUAGCUGCGAAAGGCAUGCGGGACUUGCCACAGCUUUUGGCACAAAGACUCUGAUAAUUUACUAUGUAGCCAUGCUCAUUUCAUGCUUGGUACUUUACAACAGAGCUGUGCAAAAUACAUUCAGCUCUGAAUGUUUCCUAUUUUAGAUGUGACUAGUAUUCACGAUUAAAAUACCUGUUUAAAAUUUAUGCAUGGUCUUCUAGUUUCACAGUGUAAGCACUGUACCAAAACUCGUAGACUGCAGUCUCAAUGGUGCAACAAAGCAAAGGCUGAACAAAAGGAAUUCAGCUGCACUCCACCAUGAAUCCUUCCUCAGAACAACCCAGCUACAUAUACAUUGUACAAGUUCUGCUGUCUGUUCUGCAUUGCUCAAAGCUUUUUUCGUUUAUGGCUUCGUUUUUGGUCAUCAACUUUGCCCAGAUCUCCGAGGGGAGAAGGUUAUUUUCCCUCAGCACUUUGUGCUUGUGUUGGCUUUUUUUCUUUUUUUUUUUCCUGCCAACUUUGUCUUAGCCAUACAGGACAGCUGUCUAGUUUGUACAGAGCUUGAGUUAUUUUCUGCACAUGUCCAAGUGACCA